Messenger RNA from Aphidius gifuensis, 720 nucleotides. RefSeq names its product sarcoplasmic reticulum histidine-rich calcium-binding protein-like. NCBI's taxonomy places the organism in Eukaryota, Metazoa, Arthropoda, Insecta, Hymenoptera, Braconidae. The record is from RefSeq and is a predicted model, not a curated record. Bases 1 to 720 code for a protein of 239 amino acids. The transcript is spliced from 5 exons.
AUGAGAGUAUUGAAACCGAAAAAAUUAAAUUUUACAAAUGAAAAUAAAAAUCAUAAAGUUAUAAGAAGACAAGAUGACAAAAAUGAUUAUGUAGAUGAUAAAGAAGAUGAUAGUGUACAUGAAGAAAUUAAACAUAAUGAUAAUAUUGAAAAACCAGUUGAUAAAAAAUAUGAAGAGGGUGGUGGUGUUGAGCAUCAUAGUGGUCAACAUGAAGAAGAUGCUGAAAAAAAAGAUAAAGGCUACAAAAAUUGGCAUGAACAUGAUAAAGAAAAUCAUGAAGAAGAAAAACACUGGUCAGAACAUGAAAAAGGUGAAAAAGGUGAAAAAUCAUCACAUUUUGAAGAACAUGGUAAAUUUAGUAAAGGACACAGUACCAAGGGUCAUCAUGUAGUUCACAAAAAGGAUGAAUAUGAAAAAAAGACAGACUUUUAUGAUGAAUCAAAUGACGAAGAUGGUAGUGAAAAAGAGGCUGAAUAUUAUCAUGAAUUUGAAGAUGAAAAUGGUCACAAAAAAAAUAGCGGUCAUUAUGAUGGUGCCAGUCAUGAAGAAAAAUAUGGUAAAAAAGGUGAAUACAAAAAGGGUGAACAUUAUAAAGAUGAAAAAGAUCAUGAUAAUUCUGAUGGUCAAGAUGAGCAUCAUCAACAUAAAACAAAAUACCAAAAAAAAGGAUUCAAUAAAAAUGCUAAAGAAUGGUCGUAUGAUAGUAAAAAGAAAAUAUAA